Volvox carteri f. nagariensis is the source of this 1263-nucleotide messenger RNA. RefSeq lists its product as uncharacterized. Gene Ontology annotation, molecular function: aminomethyltransferase activity; protein binding. Bases 1 to 1263 code for a protein of 420 amino acids. Gene Ontology annotation, cellular component: mitochondrion. NCBI's taxonomy places the organism in Eukaryota, Viridiplantae, Chlorophyta, Chlorophyceae, Chlamydomonadales, Volvocaceae. The transcript has 9 exons. The record is from RefSeq and is a predicted model, not a curated record. Gene Ontology annotation, biological process: glycine catabolic process.
AUGUCGUCGACGCGCCGCCUACUCACGCUCUUGCCCCAGCUGGGCCGUGCUGGCGCGCUUCGUGCGUCUGAGCACGCAUCCGCGACCGGCUCGCUACUGUUCACACGCGGAUUUGCCGAUGAUGCUAACCUGAAGAAGACAGUGCUGUAUGACUUCCAUGUAGCCAAUGGAGGCAAGAUGGUGCCCUUCGCCGGCUGGUCGAUGCCGAUCCAGUACAAGGACAGCAUCAUGGAAUCCACAAUUUUUUGCCGAAAGAAUGCAUCUCUUUUUGACGUGUCCCACAUGUGUGGGCUCACGCUCAAGGGCAAAGACGCGAUCAAGUUCCUUGAGGGCCUUGUGGUGGGCGACAUCGCUGGGCUCAAGGAUGGCACCGGCUCGCUCUCGGUGUUCACCAACGAGCAGGGCGGCAUCAUCGACGACACCGUCAUCACCAAGGUCAAUGGCCAGGAGAUCUACGUGGUGGUGAAUGCGGGCUGCCGGGAUAAGGACUUGGCGCACCUGGACAAGCACCUGCAGGCGGCCAAGUCCAAGGGCCUGGACGUGGCCCUGACGGUCCACGACGACCGGAGUCUGCUCGCCCUGCAGGGCCCGGCUGCCAAGGACGUGCUGGGCGCCCUGGCUCCAGGGGUGGAUCUGGCCGCCAUGUACUUCAGCGACUUCAGGACGUUCGACGUGGCGGGUAUCCCCUGCUGGGUUACACGCACGGGCUACACGGGCGAGGACGGGUUUGAGAUCAGUGUGCCCUCCACUCACGCGGUGGCGCUGGCGGAGAAGCUCACCGCCAGCGAGCGAGUGCGGCUUGCGGGUCUGGGCCCACGUGACUCUCUGCGUUUGGAAGCGGGUUUGUGCCUGUACGGCAAUGACCUGAACGAGUCUCUGACGCCCGUGGAGGCGGGGCUGGCGUGGACCAUCGGCAAGCGGCGGCGGGAGGGCUUCGACUUCCUGGGGGGUGACGUCAUCAAGAAACAGCUGGCAGAGGGAGUCAGUAAGCGGCGUGUGGGUUUCGUGAGCAGCGGCGCCCCCGCCCGGCAGCACAGCGUCAUCAGCACACCGGACGGUCAGGUGGUGGGCGAGGUGACCAGCGGGGCCUUCAGUCCCUGCCUCAAGAAGAACAUCGCCAUGGGGUAUGUGGAGAAGGACUUCUCCAAGCCUGGCACUCAGCUCAAGGUGGAGGUGCGCGGCAAGCAAAAUGAAGCCGUCGUCACGAAGAUGCCCUUCUUGCCCACGCCCUACUACAAGCGCCCUGAAGCCGCCAAGAAGUAA